Stylophora pistillata is the source of this 1095-nucleotide messenger RNA. RefSeq lists its product as uncharacterized. Lineage: Eukaryota; Metazoa; Cnidaria; Anthozoa; Scleractinia; Pocilloporidae. The record is from RefSeq and is a predicted model, not a curated record.
UUCGGCAAGAAUACAGCAGUGAGAGUACUGAACCCCUCUCCCUCUCCCACAGUGACUCAUAUCAAGGGAAAUUCCCUUGAAAACAAAGCAUAAUUUGUCCCUUCAAACAAUGAGGGUAAUUUUCCCAGCAACAUCGAACCAUUAAUGUUCCACGGUGUUUUGUAUCGAGAAAGCGAGACUUCCGAGCACGUACAAUGAGCCUUAGAAGAGAUUUCGUUUCAAGGGUGCAGAAGGAGCUAAAACAACUGCAGUCCAUGAAGCCUCAUGGAAUCGAAGUGACACUUCCAUCUGACAGUCUUCAGUUGUGGGAGGCUGUGGUACCGGGACCUAAAGACUCCUUUUAUGAUGGAGGACUAUUCAAAGUUCAAGUUUAUUUACCUGAAAAUUACCCUCUUGGGCCGCCGACGGUUCGUUUUCUGUCUCCAAUAUAUCACUUGAAUGUGAGCCCGUCAAAUGGUCACGUGUGCCUGGGAUUUCUGACCGACGAAAGCUGGUUACCAACCCGCUGUGUUCAAGAUGUUUUGAGUGGAGUAUUCGCUCUGCUCAUUCGUCCUGAGUUGGCAAACGCCGCUGACCACACACUACUCGAGAUGUACAAUAACAACAAAGUGGCAUACCAAGAAAAGGCCAGGAAGAGUACUUUGAACGCCAAAUGAAGGGAAAAUACGAAGUUUGUUACAUUUGCUAAUGUGAUCAGUCCACUGCCUUUGACAUGUUUCUGAAAUAAUAUUUACCAGGUUGUCUGUGCUGUUAAAACUAUUCUUUUUUUUAAGAUAAGCAUUUGAGGGCCAAAUGAAGAUCAUCAUUUGUGAAGGAAACGUCGCCAUAUCCAACCGUAUGGUUUCCCAGAAAAAUAAAAUGAUCUGGAUACGCUUCUAGUCGUUUAAUAAGCAAGUUGUACAGAAAAAUUAAUGCCACAUUCAAUACUUAAAAAAAAAGGUAUGCGUUACUUUAAGUCGCUCUGAUUAAGGAAACUCUACUUAACGUUUUUAAUAAUCCCUUCUAACGUUUAAAAUAAUCUCUGAAGCCUUAACAAAAAGACAAAGUUCCAGCAGACCUAACAGAAACAUCUAUGCCACAUAAAAUACUCAACAA